Clunio marinus is the source of this 228-nucleotide messenger RNA. NCBI's taxonomy places the organism in Eukaryota, Metazoa, Arthropoda, Insecta, Diptera, Chironomidae. The record is from the annotation of a GenBank genome assembly.
AUGUCUGGAAGUGGAAUUUCAGCAUUCUGGAAACGUAAUUGUGUGACUCUUACAAUGGUUCCGUCGCUGAUACUUUUGCAUUGGGCCUGGCUGAGACUCCAAAAUAUGGAUUCGUUGGUAAAAGAAGAAGAGAGAAGAGAUCUUCCUUUAAUUGAGAUGUUUCGCAAGUUGAAUAGUGCCAAAGAGUUUGACUCAAAUAUAAGACAAUUCAGACAUCAGCCCGAUUAA